This is a messenger RNA of Plasmopara halstedii, 207 nucleotides long. RefSeq lists its product as uncharacterized. The record is from RefSeq and is a predicted model, not a curated record. The transcript is spliced from 2 exons. Bases 1 to 207 code for a protein of 68 amino acids. NCBI's taxonomy places the organism in Eukaryota, Oomycota, Peronosporomycetes, Peronosporales, Peronosporaceae.
AUGUUCUCGCGAAAUUGUGACUCCACACGUGCCAUCAACCACGACAAGUCCUCACAGUCUCGUGCGUCAGAAGUAGUUUCUGACAAACGUGAAGGCAAACAUUUGUUGAGUCCAAUUUCUCGUGUGUAUCGUCAUGAAGAUAUCAAGAGUUGGCGCGUGUUGGCGAGCUACGACUUUCACGUCAUGAAGAUUCUCGUCGGUAAAUAA